ACAGAUACAUAUAAGAAAAAAAUGCUCACUGCCAGCUAAGUUUUUCUUCAAUUUUUCGGUGGUCAUUAAGUCAUAAAAGUAUAAAACAACUACUGAAGCAGAAAGAUAAAAGGUGCUCCAGCAGUUCUUGUUGUGGGCAAGAGAGAGAGAGAGUAGGGAUAACAGGUACAGAGCAGAGAGAGAGAGAGAUGAUGCGUGCAUGGACGAUUUUGUUCUGCAUUUGGAUUUGGACUCCUAGCGCCGUUAAUGGCGACACAGAUGCAGAUGACGUAUCUGCUCUCAAUGUUUUCUACACUAGCGUGAACUCACCGAAUCAGUUAACUGGCUGGAAUGAAAGCGGGGGUGAUCCCUGUGGGCAAUCAUGGAAGGGCAUAACAUGCUCUGGUUCUUCUGUUACAGAACUCAAGCUGUCAGGAUUGGGGCUUAAUGGGAAUUUGGGUUACCAGAUGGACAAGUUGAAAUCCCUAGUUGAGCUGGAUGUCAGCAAUAAUAAUCUUGGAGGUGGAGAUUCAAUUCCUUACAAUCUACCACAGAAUCUUCAGCAUUUAAAUCUUGCUCAGAACCAAUUUAAUGGAGGCAUCCCAUAUUCUAUAUCGCAGAUGGCUUCUCUUCAAAAACUGAAUCUUGCACAUAAUCAACUUCGAAGCGCUUUGUCUGAUAUGUUUGGACAACUACCUAAUCUUGAGGUCAUGGACCUCUCUUCUAACUUCAUUACAGGUGAUAUUCCAGAAAGUUUCAGCUCCUUAUCAAGUCUUAAAUCUCUAUAUUUGCAAAACAACCAGUUUACGGGACCUAUAGAUGUACUUGCUAAUCUCCCCCUUAAUGACCUGAAUGUGGCAAAUAAUCGAUUCACGGGAUGGAUUCCUAACCAAUUGAAGGGAAUUAAUAAUCUUAAGACUGAUGGUAACUCGUGGAAUUCGGGGCCUGCUCCACCGCCACCUCCGUAUAUUUCACCACCAGGGAUACCUUCAAACCCUGGUCAGGGAUCAGGAGGAAACAAUAGCCCAUCUGUUGGUGGUGGUAAAAGUUCUGGCAUAGGUGGGGGAGGGAUUGCUGGUAUCAUUAUAUCCAUUCUUGUAGUUGGUGCGAUAAUUGCAUUCUUCUUGUUGAGAAGGAAAUCAAGGAAAUUUUCAAGGGAAGAUCAUUUUGAACAAGAUCAACCUUUUGCAUCUCUUGCAUCCAAUGAGUUGAAAUCUAUACAUAUAGCAUCUGCAGUCGACACAGCAAUGUUUAAAUCUGCAACGGAUGAAACUACAUUUCAGCCAACCUCUGCUAGUCUUAAACCCCCACCUACGGAUAGGAAAAAUAGAUCAUAUGACGAAGAUGAAUUUUCAAAAAGUAUGCCAGUGAAGAAAGCAAAAUCUGUUCUUAUUCGUAAAACCAUGUAUUCAGUAGCAGACCUGCAAGUGGCUACAAAUAGCUUUAGUGUGGAUAAUCUUAUUGGUGAAGGUUCUCUUGGACGUGUAUAUAAGGCUCAAUUUACUGAUGGAAAGGUUUUGGCAGUAAAGAAAAUAUAUUCCUCUUCAUUACCCCGGCAGUCAUAUGAGGGAUUCAUUGAAUUAGUUUCAACCAUAUCACAGCUUUAUCAUCCAAAUAUCUCCGAGCUGGUCGGCUAUUGUUGUGAGCAUGGGCAGCACUUGCUGGUGUAUGACUUCUACAAGAAUGGCUCCCUGCAGGAUCUCCUACAUCUCGUUGAUGAGGAUAGCAAUCCGUUGAGUUGGAACACUCGUGUGAAGAUUGCACUUGGCAGUGCAAGGGCGUUAGAGUAUCUGCAUGAAGUUUGUUCUCCAUCUGUUGUCCACAAAAAUUUCAAUUCAACCAACAUCUUAAUGGACGCGGAGCUUAAUCCUCACCUUUCAGAUUGUGGACUUGCAUGUCUUAUCCCUAAUGCUGACUAUCAGGGUGCACAUCAUAACCAGAGUUCUGGCUACAGUGCUCCGGAGGUUUCCAUGUCUGGCCAGUACACUCUGAAGAGCGACGUGUAUAGCUUUGGAGUGGUCAUGCUAGAGCUCCUGACCGGAAGAAAGCCUUUUGAUAGCGCAAGACCAAGAUCUGAGCAAUAUUUGGUUCGAUGGGCUACCCCUCAGCUCCAUGACAUUGAUGCUCUCGACAAGAUGGUCGACCCACAACUCCAAGGGCUGUACCCCGCAAAAUCUCUCUCUCGAUUUGCUGACGUUAUUGCCCUAUGUGUUCAGCCUGAGCCGGAGUUCAGACCGCCCAUGUCCGAAGUAGUGCAAGCAUUGGUUCGUCUUGUCCAAAGGGCCAAAAUCAACAAGAGAGUGCUUGCUGGUGAUGUACUACAAGAUGCAAGUCGGAGAGGAGAUGACAGAGAUGCGCACGAUUACAUGUUUUAAAGCGUAUGUUCAUGAGGUUUCUACUUUCUUUGCUGGUGACGAGAUUUCCUAGCUCCCAGUGGCCGGAUUUUUGAGAGUCCAACGUCGUUGCUGGGGAAGGAAUUUCUUUCUUGACCUGGCUUAUGGAUAUUGUAUUGCAGAUAAAAUAGCAGAAGCUUUCAUUUUAGUGGAUUUCAUUAAAAGGCCCAUACGUUGUUAAAAGAUGUGGUGCUAAGAAGCCUUGAACGUCUGCCCCAGAGGAAAUGUAUUUGUUUUUAGUUUUUCUCUAUAUUCUUUGCUUAUUGAUUAAACAUUUAACCUAUUGGUCUGCUGCUUCAAAGAUUUCUGCAUGGAUUCAGAUUGGUA
Molecule: messenger RNA, 2699 nt
Organism: Dendrobium catenatum
Lineage: Eukaryota; Viridiplantae; Streptophyta; Magnoliopsida; Asparagales; Orchidaceae
Product: protein STRUBBELIG-RECEPTOR FAMILY 7
Exons: 16
Coding region: 189-2354 (721 amino acids)
Biological process (GO): protein phosphorylation
Molecular function (GO): protein kinase activity; ATP binding; protein binding
Source: RefSeq, a predicted model, not a curated record